Messenger RNA from Kwoniella shivajii, 348 nucleotides. RefSeq lists its product as uncharacterized. The record is from RefSeq and is a predicted model, not a curated record. The transcript has 4 exons. NCBI's taxonomy places the organism in Eukaryota, Fungi, Basidiomycota, Tremellomycetes, Tremellales, Cryptococcaceae. Bases 1 to 348 code for a protein of 115 amino acids.
AUGAUUAUCGGUUUGAAGACUUUACUUUUCUUAGGAACGCUCACUUCAUUCGUUAUGGGAGAUGAUUCAAGGACCGUCGUAGCUCCUAAGGAUAUGACGAUUGACGAAUUUUACACCAAGUUUUUGGGGGAAUGUCAAAAUCCCUCAAAACCAUUUGCUAAAAAUGACGAAGAAUAUUACACUAGUCAAUUCAAAUUUAUUGGUAAAUUCCAACAUGAUCCCAAACGAGGUAGCGCAUAUUGUACUUGGACUAGUGGAGUCUUACAAGAUUACACUGAAGAAGUGAUCAGGAAUAUCGGUGGAUCUAUCGAAGACGACGAUGUUAGCGAUGAUGAUGACGACGAAUAA